Messenger RNA from Rhipicephalus sanguineus (brown dog tick), 5453 nucleotides. RefSeq names its product serine/threonine-protein kinase tousled-like 2. Gene Ontology annotation, molecular function: protein serine/threonine kinase activity; ATP binding. Gene Ontology annotation, biological process: intracellular signal transduction; peptidyl-serine phosphorylation; chromosome segregation. Gene Ontology annotation, cellular component: nucleus. The record is from RefSeq and is a predicted model, not a curated record. NCBI's taxonomy places the organism in Eukaryota, Metazoa, Arthropoda, Arachnida, Ixodida, Ixodidae.
GUGGCGUGGUGUCCUCCUCUGCUGGGAUGUCCGCGUGAGUCGGUCGCAGCCGCCGCGGCAACACCGGACCCCCCCUCGAGGAUAUCGGCGCAACAGCGACGACUCUGGUGUGGAAGUUCGUCGGUCGUGGCGACUGCCGGCGCACCGACGACACCCAGCGAUCCUGCGCCCAUGUUUCUUGCGCCGCUCUGCGCUUUCCAAAGGUGGGAGCCUGAGACAAUGGACAACAUCCAUAGUCUGGACCCGAAACAAGAAUUGCUCGAGGCUCGGUUUCUGGGGAAUCGGCAACUGUGCAACCUGGGUCAGGGCGGUGCCUACCUGGGUCAGACAUCGCAGUCCUCUUCUGGUGGCAAUGGCGGCGGCGGCUGCGGCCGGCAGCAGCGGCGGGAUGUGAGCGGGCCCCUGGCGGGCGUGCCGGCCUCCCAGCUGCUAGCCCACGUUUCCUCCUCGGGCAGCUCGAACAACACCAAUCACAACCAGGACUCGAACAUGAGCAACACCAGUCUUGGAUCGCAGCACUCUGACAAGGAACUCGAGCCUCAGACACCAGAAAAGCACCUUCGGACACCUCCCCAGUCAGAGCGGAAAAGGAAACGGAUGAAAGAAGAUACUUCUAAAAGCCUGAGUGGCUUGCGUGGUGGCUCGAACACGGUUCCCGAGAACGCAAAGAAAAUAAAUGAAUACUUUAAGAACCAGGGGCAUAGCCCCAGCCGCUUUGGAGGGGCCAGGUCGCCUGUCCCUCAGGGCUACUGCCUGGGUGGCAGUUCACUAGUGUCCCCGUUAACGUCCGCACUCAACAGUGUUGAUUAUUCGGGGCUGAUGGCACCACCUCAGAGGCCUGCGCACGUGAUGAUGCGGCAGGUCCAGACAGAUCUCACCAUCAACAAGAUCAAAGAGCUGGAGAGCAAAUCGGCCAUGGACCUGGAAAUGAGGGACAACCGGAUAGAUGAACUCCAAAGAGGUAGUGAAGAACUGCGGCGGCAAAUUCAGGGACAGCAGAAGCUAAUACAAAAACAAGAGGAGCAACUCCUCAAGUGUAUAGAUGUUACAAAGCAACUCCUUAUAGAAAAGUCGGCUAUGGAAAAGAAGCAGUCUCGGCAGAAAUGCAUGCAGAACAGGCUAAGGCUAGGUCAAUUUGUGACACAGCGGCAAGGGGCGUCAUUUGUUGAAAAUUGGGUAGACGGCUACGCUUUCAACGAUCUUUUGAGGAAGCAGGAGCAGAUCACGUCAGAACGGGAAGAAAUUGAACGGCAGCGAAAGCUGCUGUGCAAAAAGAAGCCCACGACAGGGCAGCCCAAGGGAAAGGGGGCGGUGGCAUCUAACAAUGGGGCAGGUGCAGCCUCCAGUGGGCUGGCCAAUGGAGAGUUUGUGAAGCCGGAGUCUCCCAAGGACCUCGCGCUUCUGCGGCUGUCCUGGUACGAGUACUACGAGCAGGAGGAAAUCCUGAAGCUGCGGCAGGUGUCGCUGAAAAAGGAGGACACCGACCUGCAGCUGGAGCUGGAGAAACUGGAGCGGGAGCGAAACCUGCACAUUAGGGAGCUCAAACGCAUCCACAAUGAGGACCAGUCCAGGUUUAACAACCAUCCAGUCCUAAACGAGAGGUAUCUACUACUAAUCUUGUUGGGCAAAGGUGGCUUCAGUGAAGUACACAAGGCGUUUGACCUUAAGGAACAGAGGUACGUUGCCUGCAAAAUACACCAGCUAAACAAAGACUGGAAGGACGACAAGAAAGCAAACUACAUCAAGCACGCAUUAAGAGAGUACAACAUUCACAAGUCCUUAGACCAUCCCAGGGUUGUAAAGCUUUAUGAUGUCUUCGAAAUAGAUCCUAAUUCCUUCUGCACAGUGCUGGAGUACUGUGAUGGGCACGACCUGGACUUCUACCUCAAGCAGCACAAGUGCAUCCCCGAACGAGAAGCACGCUGCAUCGUCAUGCAGGUGGUGCAUGCCCUCAAGUACCUCAAUGAAAUCAAGCCACCCAUCAUACACUACGACCUCAAACCGGGUAACAUCCUCCUGGGAAGUGGUAGUCUAAGUGGAGAGAUCAAGAUCACAGACUUUGGUCUCAGCAAGAUCAUGGAUGAUGACAACUACAGCCCCGAAUACGGAAUGGACCUAACAUCACAGGGUGCUGGCACCUAUUGGUACUUGCCACCUGAGUGUUUUGUAGUGGGCAAGACGCCACCCAAGAUCUCUUCCAAGGUUGAUGUCUGGAGUGUGGGUGUCAUCUUCUAUCAGUGCCUCUAUGGCAAAAAGCCUUUUGGGCACAAUCAGUCCCAGGCAACAAUAUUGGAAGAAAACACAAUUCUGAAAGCAACGGACGUGGAGUUUCCCGCAAAGCCUGCUGUCAGUAAUGAGGCCAAGCAAUUCAUCCGCCGCUGCUUGCAGUACCGCAAGGAAGACCGCAUUGACGUGUUCAGCUUGUCCAACGAGGAGUACCUGAAACCGAACUAUUCAAAACAUGGGCGGCAGGCCAGUGUUUCAGACAAGUCGUAGCCAACGCUGUUGGCCUAAGGAAAUACCUUUGACACUAGCUGGAACAGAGAUGAAGCAUAUAAAAGAGAAAGAAGCGCAGCGGGAACACGUUGGGCAAGUGCGCUGCCACCACCGUCACCACCACCAGACGAGAGCAAAAACCAAAUCGGCGACAGUCGCGCACCGCUCCCAGAGCGGCACCCUCCCCCGGCAGUUUGUUGUUGCUGUUGUUCCGGGGGAAGCAGCACUUCCUGCCUGCGUGACGAGGCAGAGAUGGUGUGUGUUCCUUGCCACGGCAGUGAGGCGAAUCACGCGAGACACGUGUGCCGCAGCCGGGGAAGCACGUUAGACACUGUAUUAGCGGAGGGAGGGGACACGUCGACCGGACUGGUGACAGCGCGUCCUCGCUCCUUUCCUCCCUACACCGCUUCCCUCUGGCAUCGUAUUCUCUCUCGCUGCUUGUGUGCUCGCUCGCCCGACGCGUCCAGCGUCGGUGUUGUGUGUGCGUGUAUGUGUGUGAAUAGGCGUGUAUCAAUGAGGGGAUUUGCCUUCUCUUUCUGUACUUCUUUUUCCUCCUCACCCCACCCCAACUCUACACAAGUCUAAUCUGCCUGCUCUCUCUCCUCCCAUCUUCGCUAUCACGAGACACGUGCUGCCAACUACUCGCAGUGACUGCGAGUUGUGCCGAGUAAGAUUGAUUGAACGGACCAUUCCGCUGUGCUUAGUGGGAUAUCUGCCUUCUUUCUUUUCACCCUCCCCCCCCAAUCAUCAUUACUGUUGACACCUCAUUCUUUUUCUAACUUGGUGGUGUUCUGCCUUUUUUUGAGAGAGGGAUGACAUAGCAGGGCCCACUUUGUGAAUCAAGUGAAAUUAAAUUCCUUGUGCCCUAAAUAUUGAGAAGUAAUGGCAAGAAAGUAUGGAGAAAAGUAUGUACUGAAAGUAUUGUUCCCUGUGUAUUUGGAGCUCGGGGUUUCUUUUGUCAUUAUCAGUAGUUGAGGCACAGCUGAAAGUUACCUUGUGGUGGUCGAUUACUUGGAUUAAUUGCAUGUAGGCAGACAGUAAAACAAGAAAGGCGAUGAUAUUCCCCUCAUUCUGAAACAUGGCUGCAUUUUCCUUCUGGUGUCAUCAGAUGAACCCAGUCUAUCGAAAAGUCCAUAAUUUCAUUGCAUUACUUUUUGGUGUUGCCAUUUCAUUAGUUCAGCAGUAGCAUCAAGUGUCGCUCAUGUGCAGUGAUAAGUCAUUAGUACUGAAGUGUUUUCUAUUCUCUUUUUUUUAUGUUUGUGUGCAGACAAUGAAGUGUUCUUUAAAAAUCAAAAAAAGUAAAUGUGGCCUUACAAUGCCGUGUUAUUUCAGUGUACAGAGCUACGCCUUUCAUUGAACACGGAAUGUAAAGCAACUUCUUUUAAGUGGGCUACCUGGUUUCUUUUGUUCCUGGCGGCAAUACCUUUCAGAGUAUGCUUUGCAAUUUGCUCUUUAAAAAACAGGAUCAACAGCACAGAAGCCAAAGGAACCAGUGUCAAUAAUAGUCCUGAAAAGUUGCAUAAUUACCUUCAUUGUUGUAAUUUGAAGGCUUGGUGCCCAGUGCUGCAAGAUUAAGCUCCCUCCUUUUUUUGAACAAAACCUAGGAUAGCGGGGGGUCCAUCUUGUUGUAUGCAUCAGCUUUUUUUUUUCUUUUUUCGACUCAUCAGGAAUUUUGACACUGGGCUCGGGCUUCUGCCCUGGCCGUGGAGGUAUGUUAAAUGCCUCAUCCCAAUAUUUUUGUUCCACUAUCUCUUUACUAGUAUCUUUAAGCUGGCACUCUGUGUGGAACCUUGCAAUGCACUGUUGGCUGAACAUGCUGCUGUUUGCAGACUGUGCUAAUGGCCCAUCCCACGAGCUCCUUAAUUUUUUUUUUCUGAAGUUAUGAGAGUAUGUUAUUGUGGCUUGUGACAGGUGUUUCUUGUAAAUGUGUUCAGUUCUCUUUUGUAGCAUUUUUUUUAAGACAUUGCCUUCCUUUUUCAAUUGUGCAUGUAUAGGAAUCUAGUGAGGACACAGCAGAUUUUAUGCGUUUGUUGAAAGGACGACAUGUUAAGAAACAUUGCGUAGCAGGGAGCAUAUUGUUAGUGCAUUCUUCUAAGAUUCGCAACCUUAUUGUGAAAGCCUAACUUUUUUUUCCUUUCUCACAUGGGGAACAAUGCAAGCUUGUUGGUUAAAUCUGUGGGACAGACUAGAUGCUUCUUCCUGUUUGAAGGAGUUGUAUCCUUUUAGAGAUUGACUUUUUUUUUUUUAGGAAACUAUUCACCUGUCGUCUCUCUUUUUUGUGUGUGUGUGUGAUGUUGAGUCAACUCGGGGAGCACACUUUCUAGUCAAGCCCCUCUGUCCUUUAUACCCCCCCCCCCCCAAUCCCUCAUGCCCUCUACACACUAGUAGUUGAUAUCUACAGAAUGAACAGUGGCACUUCUUGCCUGUGUCUAUACUACUACUACUACUCUGUGAUGACUUGCUAUACUGCCGUUAGAAACCACAUCUCGGCACACGCUGUACUGCUGUCGAGGUUACGGAGCUCUUGGGAUGGACUGGCCAGAGAGCAUGUGGAUCAUGACCAUCGUCAUCGCUACCAGUGUCAUCAGCUGCCUUCUCCUUCCUCCUUUUUGUUCUGCCGAGUCGCAGCAGAGGAAACAAAGAGACUUUCUGUUAAUAGAUUGUUUUCUUCGUUACUACCCCCCUCCUCCACCCCACUCUGCUCUCCAGCACGAGCACUGCAUCACACGCAGGCUUGCAGGAGUUGCGGAAGCGUGUUAAUUACUCUUCAAUUUCUGCUGUUGCACAUUGUGCACAAAUGAAAGAAAGAGAGAGAGAAAAGGAUGAAGAAAGGGAAGUGCUUCACUGAAGAAGUGUGUACAAAGCAGUGUGUGUGUGUGUGCGUGCAAGCUGUUCCCACCUACUCUUCUCCCUUCUUUCUGAUUUGGGCUUGUUGGUACAUAGCAGAGACAUUUUUU